AUGACUACGUGUCUGACUAGCGAGAAUAACUCCUGUCCUUGCAAGUCAAAUCAAGCAACUGCUGUACACACACCAUCUCAUGAAGAAGAAGAAGAAGAGACCGAUGAUAUUUGGGCUACCAGUGAUGCCGAUGAUAAUGAUGAUAAUGAUAACGAUAACGACGACGCAGAGGGUGAUAAUAGACGCAAAGAGCUAGCGUACAACGACGUGGUACGACAGCAUCGUAAACAGGGUUACGUUGAUGGAAUAACUGCUCAUAGAGAAGAUCAAUUACAACAAGGUUUCGAUGAUGCGUUCCCCAAAGGUGCGAGAUUGGGAGUUGAAGUAGGGGGAAUACUAGCCAAGUUGAGAUCAAGACUUGGAAAAGAAGAAGGCAAGGAAGGGAAAGAAGAAGAAACUAUUGAAUUUAAAAGUGCUAUAAAUGACCUACUAAUAUCCAAAGUUUUGGAUCGACAAUAUUUUGACGAGAAUUUGGAGCCAUUGGAGACUCAUGAAUUGAUUGAAAAAUGGAAAAAAAAGUAA
This is a messenger RNA of Lodderomyces margitis, 522 nucleotides long. It is a transcript of the gene YAE1, whose product is annotated as Yae1p. The transcript has a single exon. The coding region runs from base 1 to 522 and encodes 173 amino acids. The record is from RefSeq and is a predicted model, not a curated record. NCBI's taxonomy places the organism in Eukaryota, Fungi, Ascomycota, Pichiomycetes, Serinales, Debaryomycetaceae.